Messenger RNA from Rhododendron vialii, 1469 nucleotides. RefSeq names its product protein trichome birefringence-like 34. Bases 82 to 1350 code for a protein of 422 amino acids. The transcript is spliced from 5 exons. NCBI's taxonomy places the organism in Eukaryota, Viridiplantae, Streptophyta, Magnoliopsida, Ericales, Ericaceae. Gene Ontology annotation, molecular function: O-acetyltransferase activity. The record is from RefSeq and is a predicted model, not a curated record. Gene Ontology annotation, cellular component: Golgi apparatus.
UGCUUAAAAGAGGAGAUAUCAACAAAGACAUGGACAGAGUCCAAGAUAGAGGCAAGUGAGUUUAGACUAGUGGGGGUGGGAAUGACAAAUAAACUCCAAGUAUUGUUUCCCAGUUCCUGGGGAAUUAGAUGGAGCUUUCAAUCCCUUGUAGGCCUAUUGGUGGCCGUCUUAGUGAUUGGAGCAAUUUAUUUGACGGGAGAGAGCAAGCAGUUAUUGGAAGAAGGGGAUGAGACGAAGCAUCAGAUUAACAAUGGCUCAUCGUCGAUUUCGCAAUGCGAUUUUUUCUCGGGGAAAUGGGUAUUUGAUAACGAGUCACACCCUUUGUACAAAGAGAAGGAUUGCAGUUUUAUGUCGGACCAAUUGGCUUGCCAGAAGUUUGGAAGAGAGGACUUGAGGUAUCAGAGUUGGAGGUGGCAACCUUAUCGCUGUGACCUCCCAAGGUUCAAUGCCACAGCAUUGCUAGAGAGGCUAAGGAACAAGAGGCUUGUGUUUGUUGGAGAUUCUUUAAAUAGGAACCAAUGGGUCUCAAUGAUCUGUCUAGUGGAAACAUCCAUACUUGACCCAAUGCUCAAAUCUAUGCACACCAAUGGCUCCUUGACCACCUUCAAGGCCUCUGAAUACAAUGCAUCAGUUGAAUUCUAUUGGGCUCCACUGCUAGUUGAGUCCAACUCUGAUGAUCCAGUAAAGCAUCGUUUACCAGAUCGAAUUGUAAGGACUCAAGCCAUUGAAAAACAUGCUAGGCAUUGGACUGAUGCAGAUAUUCUAGUCUUCAAUUCCUACCUCUGGUGGAGGAGGCCCAUGAUGAAGAUCUUGUGGGGAUCAUUUGAGCGUUCAGACGGAAUCUAUAGAGAAGUGGAGAUGUUACGCAGUUAUGAGAUGGCUUUGAAGACGUGGUCAGAUUGGUUGGAAAUUCAUGUCAACCAUAAUAAGACUCAAUUAUUCUUCGUUAGCAUGUCACCUACGCAUGAACGGGGUGAAGAAUGGGGCAGGGAUGUAGACCAAAAUUGUUACAAUGAAACAGAGCCAAUUUCACAAGAGGGAUAUUGGGGAAAUGGAUCGGACCCCAAAAUGAUGCAAAUAGUGGAGACGACAAUCAAUAGCUUGAACGAAAGAGAUCUGAAAGUACAAAUGCUAAACAUAACACAAUUGGCAAAGUAUCGCAAAGAAGGCCACCCAUCAAUAUAUAGGAAGCAAUGGGAUCCCUUAACUGAAGAGCAAUUGGCAAGACCCGAAAGUUAUGCUGAUUGUAUACACUGGUGCCUUCCUGGUGUGCCUGAUGUUUGGAAUGAAAUUUUGUAUGCAUAUAUUCUUCAUUAUGAUGAUAACAUCAAAGGGAAAAUGGAAAUUUAGAGCUUGUGAUACUUAAUUGUGAAAAAUUGUAUAGUACUAAGGAGUUUGAAAGUAACAGAGAACCUCCCAAGGAGUUAAAAUGUAACUUGCGAUGGCUUGAAUACGACUGAGAGAAAAGC